AUGGGGUUAGGAUCUGUUGGUGCAGUAGUUCAUGGAGCUUUAAUGCCUGUGUUCUUCCUUCUCUUUGGAAAGAUGAUAAAUACCAUUGGAACCACUCUUCCUAAAGAAGCUUCUCAUGAAGUUGCCAAGGACUCAUUGGACUUUGUGUAUCUAGUCCAACAAGAGCCAGCUCUUUUUGGCACAUCGAUCUAUGAAAACACCAUGUAUGGAAAAGAAGGAGCCACUGAAGGAGAUGUAAUUGAACCUGCUAAGCUUGCUAAUGCUCAUAAUUUCAUUAGUUCCCUUCUUGAAGGCUACUCAACUAAAGUGGGUGAACGAGGGGUGCAAUUAUCUGGCGGCCAGAAGCAAAGAGUGGCCAUUGCCAGAGCAGUUCUAAAGAAUUCACAAAUCUUGCUCUUGGAUGAUGCCUCUAGUGCUCUAGAUGUGGAGUCAGAGCGGAUCGUGCAACAAGCUCUAGACAGAUUGAUGAGGAACAUAACGACAGUCAUUGUGGCACAUAGGCUGUCCACAAUACAAAAUGCAGACAAGAUAUCAGUUACAGAAAGUGGGAAAAUAAUAGAGCGAGGGACUCGUUCCAGUCCUAUAGAGAACACAGACGGAACAUAUUUUAAGUUAGUUAGCCUUCAGCAACAUCCAGAUGGACAUUACUAG
This is a messenger RNA of Dovyalis caffra, 651 nucleotides long. The record is from the annotation of a GenBank genome assembly. Lineage: Eukaryota; Viridiplantae; Streptophyta; Magnoliopsida; Malpighiales; Salicaceae.